This is a messenger RNA of Carlito syrichta (Philippine tarsier), 1212 nucleotides long. RefSeq names its product mediator complex subunit 7 (gene MED7). Gene Ontology annotation, biological process: regulation of transcription by RNA polymerase II. The transcript is spliced from 2 exons. The record is from RefSeq and is a predicted model, not a curated record. Gene Ontology annotation, molecular function: transcription coregulator activity. Gene Ontology annotation, cellular component: mediator complex. Bases 209 to 910 code for a protein of 233 amino acids. Lineage: Eukaryota; Metazoa; Chordata; Mammalia; Primates; Tarsiidae.
GAAGGGGGGGCGGAAACACACGCAGGCGCACUAGCAAGCCCUCGGCCUGAGGCGGGACUAGAACCUCGGUUAAAGGACAGCUCUUGCAGCCAAUCAAAGACAGCGUUGGUGGCUUCUUGCUGAAGAAGACCGGAAGUCGGUUUCGGCUGUAGGGGCGAAGGCGGCUGCCGCCUGUAUAAAGCCGGCGCUGAGGUUCUGAUCUUCUACAAUGGGUGAACCACAGCAAGUGAGUGCACUUCCACCACCUCCAAUGCAAUACAUUAAGGAAUAUACGGAUGAAAAUAUCCAGGAAGGCUUAGCUCCUAAGCCUCCCCCUCCAAUAAAAGAUAGUUAUAUGAUGUUUGGCAACCAGUUCCAAUGUGAUGAUCUUAUCAUUCGCCCUUUGGAAAGUCAGGGCAUUGAACGACUUCAUCCGAUGCAGUUUGAUCACAAGAAAGAACUGAGAAAACUCAAUAUGUCUAUCCUUAUUAAUUUUUUGGACCUUUUAGAUAUAUUGAUAAGGAGCCCUGGGAGUAUAAAACGAGAAGAAAAGCUAGAAGAUCUUAAGUUGCUUUUUGUACAUGUGCAUCAUCUUAUAAAUGAAUACCGACCCCACCAAGCAAGAGAGACCUUGAGAGUCAUGAUGGAGGUCCAGAAACGUCAACGGCUUGAGACAGCUGAGAGGUUUCAGAAACAUCUGGAACGAGUAAUUGAGAUGAUUCAAAAUUGCUUGGCUUCUUUGCCCGAUGAUUUGCCCCACUCAGAAGCAGGGAUGAGAGUAAAAACUGAACCAAUGGAUGCUGAUGAUAGCAACAAUUGUACUGGACAGAAUGAACAACAAAGAGAAAAUUCAGGUUAUAGGAGAGACCAGAUUAUAGAGAAAGAUGCUGCCUUGUGUGUACUGAUUGAUGAAAUGAAUGAAAGACCAUGAAGGAUAUUUCUCUUUCUUCUUUUCUUUUUUCUUUUGACACAUAAUAGCAUCAUAUAUUAGUUUAUUUUCUUUUGGAUAAUCUUAAGAGAGGUAUAACUAAAAAUGUAAACAACUUUAAUUUUGACUUUCCAUCUUUUUCAGUUAUGAGAUGACCUAGGCAGUAAUGUCACAGUAUAACAAGUACAGGCAAAUGAAUGCCCCUAUACUAAGAGUAAUCACUUUAGAAAGCAAAAUGUUUCCUGCUGUUUUGUGGGACAUUCCUAUUUUUUGGAGUUGCUGUACAACUUUGAAGAUAACCUCAA